Molecule: messenger RNA, 297 nt
Organism: Trichomonas vaginalis G3
Lineage: Eukaryota; Parabasalia; Trichomonadida; Trichomonadidae
Product: KilA, N-terminal/APSES-type HTH, DNA-binding family
Exons: 1
Coding region: 1-297 (98 amino acids)
Source: RefSeq, a predicted model, not a curated record
AUGUCAACAACAGAGAACACAACAACAGUUAUAGUCCAUGAAGCUAUAAAUGAAGAAUAUGAGUGGGUUCAGUUUAACAAACAACUCCGCCUCAUUCGUUCGGUCAAAGACGAUAUGUACCAAAUGCAAAGUAUUUUGACAGCAUGUUUUGCUCCAGAUACCAAACAUACAGACGAUUGGUUCAAAAACCAAAGCACACAAGAACUUUUGAGCGAAGCACAGCGAGACAGACUUUUUUCUGAAAACAGUGAAGAACAGCGAGACAUACUUUUUUCGGGGUCGCCUAAAACUCUAUGA